AUGGCAACCAUACACACAUUUUUCAAACGAACGGUUGGUCAACGUUUGUCAAACAUAAAUAAUUUAAGUACUAAUACUGGUAAUACAGAUUCAUCAAGUGACACAUCAUCAUCAACAACUGAACGUUUAACUAAUCAAACAAACGACGGUUAUAGUAGUACAUCAACAUUAGGUCUUCUAUCAGUUAAUAGUGAUGAUUCUAUGCGACGUCCUUUACUUCAUGUACAUACAAAAAUUCGUCAAAAAAAAUUUUUAUCCCGUUUAAUUAAUAAUACAACAACAAUGAGUAUUGAACAAGAACAGGCAAUUGAUGAUAAUAUUUGUUUACUGGAUAAAAGAUUACCCAAAGAACUUAUUUUAAGAAUUUUUUCUUAUCUUGAUUAUAAAUCACUUUGUCGAUGUGCACAAGUAUCGAAAUAUUGGAAUACACUUGCAUUAGAUGGCUCUAAUUGGCAAAGUAUUAAUUUAAAAAGUUUUCAACGUGAUGUUGAUGGUAAUGUACUUGAAAAUUUAAGUAAACAAUGUGGAUCAUUUUUAAAACGAUUAAAUAUUGAAAAUUGUAAAUUUAUUACUGAUCAUAAUAUGCGAAAUCUUGCUAAUAAUUGUCCAAAUUUAGAACGAAUAACUAUGAAGCAUUGUACAAAAUUGUCUAAUACAACUUUACAUCAUUUGAGUAAAUAUUGUUCCUAUCUAAUUUAUAUUAAUAUUGCAUCAUGUCAUCAUAUUGAUGAUCAAGGCAUUAAAAUGCUCAGUUCAAAUUGUUCGAAUUUGGAAUGGUGCGACAUAUCAUGGUGUAUGAAUAUAACAGAGAAUGGUAUUCGAAAUCUAGCAGAAUCAUGUCCAAAAUUAACAGUAUUUAAAGCUGAAGGAUGUACACAUAUGACUAAUAAUGCAGCAAAAGAACUUGCAAUAAAUUGUCCAAAACUAUUAUUUCUUGAUUUAAAUCGUUGUUCUACCUUAACUGAUGAAGGCCUUUUGAUUAUUGCUGAACAUUGUACAUUACUGAAUUCAUUAAUUAUUGCCAAUUGUAGAAAUUUAACAGAUACUACAUUAAUAGCACUUGGAACAUAUUGUCAUCAAUUAAAGAGACUUGAUGCAACUUUAUGUUCACAAUUUACUGAUGCAGGAUUUUUAGCAAUGGCUCAAGGUUGCCAUUUAUUAGAACGACUUGAUCUAGAAGAUUGUACAGCUAUUACUGAUGAAACGUUAAGACAUUUGGCUGAUAAUUGUCCUGAAAUUCAAAUUUUGACUCUUUCACGAUGUGAACAAAUUACAGAUGAAGGUGUUCGUUAUAUUGGUUCAAGUACUUCUGCUCAAGAAAAUCUUCGUAUACUUGAACUUGAUAAUUGUCCAACAAUAACAGAUACAACUAUUGAUCAUUUACUUGCUUGCCAAAAUCUUCAACGUUUAGAUAUAUUCGAUUGUCAACAAGUAUCAAAAAAUGCUAUAAAAAAGAUACAAACACAUUUUCCGGAUUUAAAUAUUCAUGCGUAUUUUGCUCCACGAACUCCUACACAGACUAAUCAACGUACAACAUCAUGUCCAUUUUGUUGUUGUACAUCAUGUUCAACAUGUACAUUUUCAUGUUGCAUUAUUGCUUAA
Molecule: messenger RNA, 1602 nt
Organism: Rotaria sordida
Lineage: Eukaryota; Metazoa; Rotifera; Eurotatoria; Philodinida; Philodinidae
Source: the annotation of a GenBank genome assembly